AUGGGAAAGUCACCGCCGCCAAACGCGAGUGUUUCUCAGGCUCGCACCAAAAGCCCCCCCCACGGAAUACUCUUAUUCGCGUACUGCUACACGAUCCUGACUACGCCAUUCCUGCUGGCUCAUUUUAUGUUCGAUGUACUUUUGACUCUGUUCCCGUGGACACGACCCACGAAAGAGUGGUCACUCAACCAAGCGGCCCGUAUGCGGGUAGUCAGGCUCGUCCUUCUUUACUGGUCCCGCCUGCGCUGGGGAGACCGACUGACGCUCCGCCCCGGCGGUGAACGCAAUCGAUUCGAAGUGAUGCACCCACGGUCACCGAAGCUCUACAGGGGUCCCCUUUCAGAUGCCGUGAUUCAUGCAGAGGCUAUCGGCACAACCUGGACGCCAGCACGGCCGCCACCUCCGGCGCUGGUACGACCAGAGCUCACUGUGGCGCUGCACUUUCACGGCGGCGGAUUCGCCAUCGGAAACGGACGCGAUGAGGACACGGGAUAUUUAUCUCAGGUCCUAAUUCAGCACAUGGGCUGCAAGUUCGUUUGCACACCACAAUAUCGGCUCUCCAGCGGCAGCAACGGACGGUUCCCAGCCCCGGUCCAAGACGCGCUGACGGCUUAUCUCUGGCUCCUCCACGAAAAGCGCAUCCCCGCUCAUCAAAUCAUUUUUUCGGGCGACUCGGCGGGCGGCAACAUUGCUCUGGCCUUGUUGCGAUACAUUCAAGAGCACGGCGUCGAACUGGACAUACCCGCCCCAGCCGCCGUUGCCCUCUGGUCACCGUGGGUAGACGUGGCAGCCGCCAUCAACCAAGAUAUGCGCCAGUCACCCAACUACAAAACCGACUAUCUCAAUAAGGAAUUUGGAUAUUGGGGCGCCAUAUCCGUCUCCGGCGGAGCCGACCCUUCAGGGCCAUACCUAUCACCGCUUCACCACCCGUUCAAGCCACCCGCCGCCGACAUGCCCAUGUUUGUUCAUGGAGGUGACCGAGAGGUGCUCUGGGACGAUAUACAGGUUCUUGCGCAACGCUACGGGGACACUGGAUGGAAGGUGCAACUGGGAGUGUCCCGGGAUUGUCCUCAUGACAUUCUCCUGCUGGGGUCCAGGCUCGGGUUUGAGAGUGAGGCCGAGGAGGCAGCGAAGGAAGCGGGCAAGUUCUUCUCGGCAACGGCGGUUUCCGAGCUGGUCCGCGAUGAUGUCAAAUGCUCCAGUGGAGUUCUGGCGCCACGCAACGUGGAGUGUCAUUCGGAAGCGCUCCGGAAUCUGGCGAUCAACUUGCGAGGUGCAUCGGGACUUACCCGUACGGAGAGAUCUGGUACAUCAAGCAAAGGGUGCAAAGCCCAAGUUUCACUUCGAAGAUACAUUCUCGAGCCUCAUCACUCCCUUCUACGUCUUCCUGGAUCUUGUCACACUACAAUGGCGAACGGCAACGUCGGCGCACAGCCGGAUAACGACAUGUUCUUUGACACAAUCAUCAUCGGCGCUGGCAUCUCGGGAAUUAACGCUGCGUAUCGAAUCCAAACCGAAGGGCCAGCCGGCACAAGCUACGCCAUUUUAGAAGCACGGGACACCCUCGGGGGAACUUGGGAUUUGUUCCGUUACCCCGGCAUCCGCUCAGAUUCAGAUAUCUUCACUUUCGGGUUCCCCUGGAGCCCGUGGAGGCAUAAUGUCUCACUUGCGUCUGCCGAGCAAAUCAAAACCUACAUGAGGCAGUCGGCCGAGUCUCAGGGCAUCGACCAGCAUAUCCUUUACCGCCAUAGCGUGGUGUCGGCUAACUGGAACACGGCGAACAGGAAUUGGGAGCUGCAGGUUGAAGUGGCCGGACAAGACCAGCGCCUCACCAUCCGGUCACGGUUCUUGCUGCUGGGCACGGGCUACUACGACUACGAAAAACCCCUGGAAACAACGAUCCCCGGCAUUGAGAACUUUGCUGGGCGAGUCAUCCACCCACAAUUCUGGCCCGAAGACUACGACUACACCAACAAGAAAGUCGUGAUCAUUGGUAGCGGCGCCACCGCCGUAACCGUCCUCCCUGCCAUGGCUGAAAAAGCGAAACACGUCACUAUGCUACAGAGAAGUCCCGGCUACGUUUUUUCUCUUCCAUCAAACAGCAUCAUAACGGCACUGCUCUUUGCGAUCCUCCCUAUCAGCAUGGCUCACUAUCUCAACCGCAUCAUGUGGCUUGUCAGGAGCCAUCUCACCACUGUUCUCUGUCGGACAUGGCCCGGGCUAGCCAAGCGGAUCAUCAAGUACGUAACCAUCAAGCAGUUGCCGCCAGACAUCCCAUGGGACCCCAACUUCAAGCCCCGGUACAACCCCUGGGAGCAGCGUUUCUGCGCUUGUGUUGACGGUGACUUCUUUGCCACGCUCCGGUCUGGCAAAGCCAACGUGGUCACGGGCACGAUCAAGACUGUCACCGACAAGACCAUCGAAUUGGACUCGGGCGAGAGGCUUCACCCUGACCUGAUCGUCACGGCGACCGGGCUGAAGCUCCGGUUUGGCGGCGGGAUCCGGUUCGCACUAGACGGCCGGCCCUUUGAGUGGUCCGACAAGUUUGCGUGGCGAGCCGCCAUGCUCCAAGGCGUGCCCAACAUGGUUUUUCUCACCGGAUACGAGACGGCGUCCUGGACCUUGGGUGCUGAUGUGAGUGCUCGGGUGUUUGUGCGUAUCCUCCAGGAGAUGCAAAAGCGGAACGUCACAAUGGCGGUCCCUCGGCCGUCGCGGUCCAUGCCAGACAAGCCCAUGAUGAGCUUGAAUUCCACCUAUCUGAAAAGGGUGAGGGAGGUGUUGCCCAAAGCGGGAACAGGGGUUUGGGCAGCCAAGACGAAUUACUUUGCGGACAUGGCAAGGGCAAAAUGGGGCAGCAUAUCGACGGAUUUGGAAUUUUCUUAG
This is a messenger RNA of Chaetomium globosum CBS 148.51, 2883 nucleotides long. RefSeq lists its product as uncharacterized. The record is from RefSeq and is a predicted model, not a curated record. NCBI's taxonomy places the organism in Eukaryota, Fungi, Ascomycota, Sordariomycetes, Sordariales, Chaetomiaceae. The transcript has 4 exons. Bases 1 to 2883 code for a protein of 960 amino acids. Gene Ontology annotation, molecular function: hydrolase activity.